CCUGCCUCCGAAACGCACCACGCCUCACACCUGUCAACCUAGGGUACCUGUGCUUCGCAGCAGUGACGUUCGAGGCGUCCUUGCGUUUCGCUGCCAUGGCAUGGAUUGGGUUGAACAUGCCUACGUCUAGGUACCGGCCUGCGGAUGACGAAGACUCUGUCACGUAUCUUCCUUCAGCUCACUGGUCGACGUAUUACUAUGAAUACCCAGAGCAACUGACCUCAUAUCCACCUAUACCACAUCCACCGAUUCCACUUCCACUUCCAACAGUUCCAAUUCCAGUGCUUCUACCCGAAGCUCCAAUGUCGCCUAGCUCUGAGCUGUCAGUCGCUAAGUCCAACAAGCAAACAUUUUCUAUGUUAAACGCUUUUUUCGAGGCGUUUGUCCCCACUAAGCACAUCGCCAGUAGGCCACCGUUAGGCCAUGUAUCUUUGUCCCGACGUUAUUUCGACUACAACAGCGAAGCGCCCGCUCCAUAUGGCUUCGGCCAUCCGUACCCUCGUUCACAUGAGAGGCACAUUUGGCCAUGCAUGUACCCUUACUCACCUAAACCAGGUCCCUCGGGCGAUAUUAUCGAAUCGCACGAAGUCACAGUCAGGCAUUCAAGGGAGUCUCCAGGCAAGGACGCCGAGUACUACGCUGAUCCUUACAACCUAACGGUCAACCACUACCAUCAUGAUUUGAGACAAGGCGAUGGCAUACACUCAGAGGAAUACCACAUAUGCUCGGUUUGUCGACGGCCCCGAUCCACUCGUUACCAUCGCGAACAUCCUUUGGUUCCCGGGCAACAAAUAAUUCCGGAAGUAUGCCGCAGAUGUCGGGCAGCGAAAAGCUCCAGUGAGGACGAUAAAGUCAUAGUAAACGCUCCAGGCAAAAGGGCGGUCAAAGAAUCAGAACGCAUACGCAUCAUCAGACUAUCAAGCGACCAUGAUGUAAGAAGUUCUUCUCAUUGUAGAAAAACAAGUACCAACACAAGGUCGACAAGCUACUAUGAAGAUUCUUCUCCCCAGAAGCAUCAUACAAGAUCCAGAAGCCGGACAAGGAUCCUCAUUCGAGAGACCGAAGGUCGCCGCCGUCGAAGCCUCUCAACUUCACCCCCUCCAGAAGAAAGCGGCAAUCCUAGUGAGCUAGUCAUCAUUAGGCGUAUUAGAGUGGCAAGGGCGGAUUCGCCAAACUCAGCAUGUUCGGUAUCAAUAGAACGAAGUGCAUUGCCUCCCAUGGAAGAAAGUCCUAGGCCCUCUUCUUCUCCAUGUGGUCGGGUUAUAAGCGAUGCUGAAAGGAAGCUUGCUGCUCAUCCUUCAGCAUUCCGCCACGGCUAUCUUGUCCCUAUACUAUCAAACAAAGGGUCUGCUCCUUCUUCUCCAUCUUCCCGCUCACAAAAGCUCGCCAUUGAGUCACCGACUCCGUCUUCGUCACAAAAAACACCGCGUAGAGACGCACCGAUAUCGUCUGUUCGCUAUGCUCCGCCACCAGAUACGAUCGCUUCUCUAUACUCGAGAGGACAUUCUGUCCGGCCUGACCACGGUUUUCAUGAGACCCUGUCGAACAGAAGCCAAAGCAUGAACAAAUUUGCCAGACGGUCAGAAGUGGAAACACCGUAUUCCCCACCUACCAGACGUCAAGAUAGACAGAGCUUUGAAAGUACGAAAGUGGAGGUCGGCGGUCACCAUGUUAAAUUCGCUCCAGUGCCUGAGACUUCUGACGGAAAGAAAUCUUCACCACGUCCAAGCCCCGAAACAAAGCAACCUAGAGUCCGCCAGCACUACAGAGCUGGAUUGGAUGGACAGAUGAGCAGCGAAGAUUUGCCGUUGACGUCGGAACAUUUGAAUGCCCACGACCACUGGCGAGAGGCUUACAUCGACAAUGAGCCAGAGGACGAGAAGCCGCCGAGUACCGCCAGCCACGUCGUUCGCAAACCGUCCUUUGAUCAUCCUCCAAAGGCUUCUCCAAGUGUGUGUUAUGUACCUCGGCCGGACCAUGUAACUUACCAUCGCGCGCCAACUCCUCCGAAGGCACCUAGCCCCCCACCAACAAACGCGACAUUGUACGACUAUUCGGGCAAGCGUUCAGUCCCCGCGGCAAGCAGGCAAACAUCAAACCCGAUCACGGAGCCAGCCAAAAGCCAGUGGUCGAGUAAAUCAACGGCCAGCGGCACUAGCAGUGGGUCGUAUAGGAUAGUGGACAUGGGGGACGUAGAUGAGGUAGACGAGCGUGGAUUUUCAUUACGAAUUAGAAAGAUUGAGGAGGCACGCUACUCAGGGAGAGGGAAGGCCAGGUAGUAGGAUGAGUGGUCGUAGAUACUUGUGGCCCUCCUACAACGAAGCGCCACUGGCGCGAUUGAUUUAAAC
This is a messenger RNA of Aplosporella prunicola CBS 121167, 2348 nucleotides long. RefSeq lists its product as uncharacterized. The transcript has 2 exons. The coding region runs from base 96 to 2279 and encodes 727 amino acids. Lineage: Eukaryota; Fungi; Ascomycota; Dothideomycetes; Botryosphaeriales; Aplosporellaceae. The record is from RefSeq and is a predicted model, not a curated record.